GUAUACGAUAUUGCUCUAAAUAGUAUAUCUCAAGAAAUCAAAGAAAUUCAAGGAUCACAAGAACCUGAGGUUAAUAAUAAAAUUCAAGAAUUACAAGAACUUGACGUUGAUAAUGAAAUUCAAGAAUCACAAGAACUUGACGUUGAUAAUAAAAUUCAAGAGCUACAACAACUUGACGUUGACAAUGAAAUUCAAGAAUCACAAGAACUUAAUGUUGAAGAAGUUAUUGUAACAGAGAACCGUGAAAUAAUAGAGAUUAAAUAUCUUACAAUGAUUAAUGUUGUGGAAGAUAAUCCAGACGAUUUAAUAGGUGGUGAAAGCUUUCUUAUAAACUACAAUGAUUAA
Scutellospora calospora is the source of this 345-nucleotide messenger RNA. The record is from the annotation of a GenBank genome assembly. Lineage: Eukaryota; Fungi; Glomeromycota; Glomeromycetes; Diversisporales; Gigasporaceae.